Messenger RNA from Pipistrellus kuhlii (Kuhl's pipistrelle), 3386 nucleotides. Its product is annotated as zinc finger protein 551-like. The record is from RefSeq and is a predicted model, not a curated record. Gene Ontology annotation, biological process: regulation of DNA-templated transcription. Bases 731 to 2002 code for a protein of 423 amino acids. NCBI's taxonomy places the organism in Eukaryota, Metazoa, Chordata, Mammalia, Chiroptera, Vespertilionidae. The transcript has 8 exons.
UGGGCCAGGCCCCGAGCAGCCUGAGCCCCGGGUCCUGUCGGGGGAGCCGGGCCCUCAGCGCCUUCAGCUCCCACAGGCCCUGCGGGUCCCAGCCGCUCAGGGGCCGGGCUGUGGGCUGAGGUCAGGGCCUCCCACUGCGGGGGCCUCAGGCUGUGGGGCCUGGGCUGUCCAGCCGCUCCUCCUGCCCCGGGACCUGCAGACCCUCAGCCCAGGGUCCUGAGGCCACGGCUGGGGCUGGAGGGAGUGGACCCUGGUUUGGGCACCGGGUGGGUGAGAUGUGGGAGAUUCUCCCAGGCACAGGGACCGGGAUAUGCAAAGGCUGGGAGUGAGAAGUGGUCUGUUUCAGGAAUCAGAAGGUAUACUUUUAAUAUAUAGAAUUGAUUUUAGACUUAGGAAGGAAUUGAGAGAGAAAGAGAAAAUUCUAUGAGCCAAGAAACAAGGAUCAGUUCCUCCCUGCUCAAGCCCUGCUGGGGAUCCAGCCCAUCACCCAGGCAGGUGACCUGACCAGGCCUGGAACCUGCCACCUCUGUGCGUAUGGGUCCAUGCUCAACUACUGAGACCCAUCAGCCAGGGCUGUGGAUCACCUUAAUACCGGGAAUCAUGGAUAUGAACUUUGAGGACGUGGCCAUUGUCUUCUCUCAGGAGGAGUGGGGGCUCCUUGAUGAGGCUCAGAGACUUCUGUUUUGCGAUGUGAUGCUGGAAGUGUUUGCACUUGUGUCAUCUGUAGGAGAUGAACUUUGAGGACGUGGCCAUCGCCUUCUCUCAGGAGGAGUGGCGGCUCCUGGAUGAGGCUCAGAGACUUCUGUACUGCGACGUGAUGCUGGAAGUGUUUGCACUGGUCUCAUCUGUAGGUUGUUGGCAUAAAACAGAUGAUGAGGAGGUCUGUCCCGAGAAGACCAUAUCUAUACAAGGAGAGUUACAGUUCAGGGCUUAUGAGACAACUCCUGCAACUCAGAGGACCCAUCUGUGUAAGCAGUGUGUCUCGGUGUUCAAAGAUAUUCUGCACCUGACUGAGUCACCAGGGGCAGACUUUGAGCAGAAAGGCUUCUUCCGUGAUGCACGUGUGAGAGACUUCUGUUUCAGUGCAAACCUUCACCAGCAGCAGACGGAAGCCAGUGGAGAGAAGCCCUGGAAAGAAGCUGUGGACGGGGCCUCGUUUGUGACCAACUUCAGCUUCUCCUUAUCAGGGCUGCCUUCAACCAGUGGGCAGGUUGGGGAAGACUUCCCAGCCAUCUCAGGCCUUCUCCAGCACCAGGCCCCUCUCAUCACUGAGGACCUGCACAGUGGCAGUGAGAUUCCACAGGAAUAUCUUGGUGGAAAAAGUCUUCGCCAGACUUGGAACUGUGAAAAUUCAGGCAGCCACAACCGGAAAGUCGUUCAGCAUCAGGGUGCCUGCUCUGGAGAAGGGAAAUAUGAGUGUGACAACUGUGGGAAAGUUUUUAAACGAAUCUUUCAUCUCAUUCGACAUGGGAGAAUUCACACUGGAGAGAAGCCCUAUGAGUGUACUGAUUGUGGGAAGUCCUUUGGGCAAAGCUCUAACCUCCUAAAACACCACAGAGUUCACACUGGAGAAAAGCCAUAUGAGUGUAGUGAUUGUGGGAAAUCUUUUAGAUUCAAUAGUUACCUUCAUAUCCACAAGAGAGUUCAUACUGGAGAGAGGCCAUUUGAGUGUGGUGAUUGUGGGAAAGCUUUCAUUGAUAGAUCUAUCCUCAUUCGCCACCACAGAGUUCACAGUGGAGACAAGCCUUAUGAGUGUAGUGAAUGUGGUAAGUCCUUCAGUGAAAGAUCUGGCUUAAAUAAGCACCACAGAAUUCACACUGGAGAAAAGCCAUAUGAUUGUACAGAUUGUGGCAAGUCAUUCAGUCGAAGCUCUACCCUCAUUAAACAUCAGCGAGUUCACACUGGAGAAAAGCCAUAUGAGUAUAGUAACUGUGGGAAGUCAUUCAGUCAAAGCUCUACCCUUACUCAACACCAAAGAGUUCACAGUGGAGAGAAGCCUUAAAUGUGCAUGAAAUGUGUUAUUUUUCUCACUUAGAAUAACAUCACCGAAGGUGAUUCCUUGGGACCUAUUUAUAUGAAUAUAAUCCCCUUUUAAGAGAACAAACACCAUGCUAUUGUAGAUUCUUCAUAAGUUUCAUGUGUAAGUGAGGCUUGAAGGACCUCCAUUGCACUAGCUAACAUGCCCAGACCUACCCCCUUGAUAUCACUGUGAGUGUUUGUGGCUGAAGAGAUUUCACCUCUGACACCUGGUUCACCUGAGAAGUGUGCACCCAUCACCACCGGGAGUGCUCAGGGGAAAUGUCUUCUAUGUUUCUCCUGUCCUUGAGAAAAGUAUGAUUACUCUGAGCUCUUGACAGCAUCUUCAUUCCUAUAUCUCGGACUAGAGAAUGAAACUGACCCAGGGGUCAUCCAGAGCACCCAUUCUCAGCUACGAAGUGUCAUCUCUUUCAGGAACAUGGUUCUCACAUUAUGCUGUGAUGAAUUGCUUCAGCCUCUAAGUCACUCUACUGCAAUCCUCUCUUCUGGUUUAUGAUACUUGUGUGUAUGUGUGUUUGUAUCUAUAAUUUUGAUCUUUCUGUAGACUCCCUGGGGUAAUUUGAAAGGAAAGUUGUGAUCUUUCUCGAUGGAGAUGUAAACAGAUAUGGUGGGGUCCCAAAUUCUCUGCAUUUGAAGACACACCAUACUGACAGAAAACCAUUUCUUGUUCAAUAUUGGCUUUUAAUCAAUCUACAUUCCAAAAUAUUGAGAGAAAGACUGCCUGACUUUAUGGCUCUAAUUUUGAGCCUGGUGCCUCUAUUAUUGGUGCUGUCAGUGGUCACCUAGAAAAGGAGGCUUUUGUAGUGCUUCUGUGAACAACACGAAUUAUAUUCUCUGUUCACAGUAUGGAUUUCACAAUUCUCAGCAAUGUUUAGGGGGCUUCGUUCCACAUAGUGUAAAGCAGCAUGUGCCAUAAUGUAUAAGAUUUCAUAGGCUGGUGCCUUUUGUUUUAAGACACUGAGGUUUAUAUUGAACUACAAUUAGUAAGAAACACUGUUCAUAGUGCUUGGGAAAGACGAGUAAAUCUGAUAAAGAGUGCCUCUUCUCAACCUUAUCCAGAAAUGGUUUGGGGCUAGGGCUUUGCGAUUUUUGUGAAUGAUGUUCUCAGGACCUCCAUCACUGCUGCUUGUGGCUGAAAUAAUUGCCAGAAAAAAAUAAUGGAACAGUUUUUUGGAUUUCCUUCGCCUAUCUAGUGUGUUCACCACAGGAUUUGCUCAGCAGGCAAGACCUGAAAGCUAGAGGAAGGAAAAUUAAUCACUCCAGGAUGUAUUUUUAAAAAUAUAUAUUUUAUUGAUUUUGUACAGAGAGGAAGGGAGAGAGAUAGAGUUAGAAACAUCGAUGAGAGAGAG